Messenger RNA from Oryza brachyantha (malo sina), 1580 nucleotides. Its product is annotated as glycine, alanine and asparagine-rich protein. The coding region runs from base 124 to 1203 and encodes 359 amino acids. The transcript has a single exon. NCBI's taxonomy places the organism in Eukaryota, Viridiplantae, Streptophyta, Magnoliopsida, Poales, Poaceae. The record is from RefSeq and is a predicted model, not a curated record.
CAUAUCACCAUCCCGCCCAUCGCCGCUCACUCCUCCUCCUGCUGCUCCUGCUCUGCCUGCCUGCCUCCCUGCUCGCUUGCUUGCUUCCAUUCCACCUACUCCUGCUCCUCCUCCUCCCAAGCUAUGAGCCGGGCGCAGCCGGGCGCCGCGAGGCUCAAGGCGUCGCCGCGGGCGCUCUUCUCGUGCGGGAUCUUCAGCACCUGCACGCACCCGGCGCUCAGCCCGACGGCGACGCCGAAUAAUAAUGUUGCGGUCGGGGGUGGCGGUGGUGGUGGUGGUGGUGGGGUGAAGGGUGGGUCGGGCACGCCGUGCGGUGAUGCGGCGGCGUCGCCGGUGUUGGAGGCUGUGGCGCCGGCGGCGGUGGAGAGCCAUCAUCAGGAGCAGAGAAGGCAGCACCACCAGCAGCAGGGCGCGGCCGUGCAGAGGAGUGUUGGCCCGUCGUCGUCGUCGUCCUCGUCCUCGUCUUCGGCGUCGCAGAGCUUCACGCAGUGGAGGUUGCCGGUGCAUCACCCGCCGCAGGCGUCGGCGUCAGCGUCGGCGGGGGGUGGGGGUGGGGGUGCGGUGAUGAUGAGCGCGGAGGAGAAGUUCGCGGCGGGGGAGGUGGUGGCGGCGCUGCGGAUGGUGGAGAGGGAGAUGGAGGCGGCGGCGAAGGCGGUGCCGCCAGGGGUCGUGGCCGGGGUGGUCGCGGCGGUGCGGGAGCCGGCGACGGCGAGGCUGGCGGCGAAGGUGCUGCUGGUCGUGCUGCUGGAGGAGGGGAACCGGGAGGCGGCCGUCGAGGCCGGCGCGGCGGCGGCGGCCGUCGAGGCGGUGGCGGCGUCCGGGCCAGCGGGGGCCACGGCGGAGCGCGCCCUGGCGGCCCUCGAGCUCCUCUGCACGGCCGCCGGUGGCGCCGCGGCCGUGCGGAGGGAGCCCCUGUCGGCUCCCGUGCUGGCGCGCGCGGUAGAGGGGCUCGCCGGCCGCGGCCGCGAGUGCGCCAUCGGCGUCCUGGCAGCCAUCUACGGCUCGAGCGGCGGCGCCGCCGAGGAAGCCGCUUCCUCGUCGUCGUCCUCCUCGCCGCCGCCGCCGGAGGUGGUGAAGGCGGUGGUGGCGGCAAUGCAGGGGGAGUGCAGCGCGCGCGGGCGGCGCAAGGGCGCCCAGCUGCUCCGCGCGCUGCAGGAGGGCGGCCGCCUGGGCCUCGCGUGGGACGGCGUCGGCGAGCCCUGACAGGGCGGCGGGCCCAUCCGCCAGCCUCUUACAGGUGGGCCCCUGCCCUCAGUGGCUGGGCCAGUGUGUUGGAUUAGGUGGUGGGAGGUGGGGCCGGGCCGGGUGAGGUGAGCGAUUAAACGGUGCUGUCCUUGGGUGACUGAUUUUUGGUCACCACUGUAGGUUUGUGAUGAUGUGUACUGUCUGUUCCCUUAAAAUUUGUCCCCACGCAUCCAUGACUCAUCUUUAGCCCCUCAAAUUUUCAUUCAAUUUUCAACCAUCAAAAUUUCAAAUUUCAUCCGCUAAGAAGAAUUCAAACUCCUUCGUUAACUUAAACCUGGAAGAUCAACAGUACUAUAUGCAACAAUGCGUAUAGUACUCGCUCCAGAAAUAUAGGU